Athalia rosae (coleseed sawfly) is the source of this 1736-nucleotide messenger RNA. RefSeq names its product pancreatic triacylglycerol lipase-like. The coding region runs from base 239 to 1555 and encodes 438 amino acids. Gene Ontology annotation, biological process: lipid metabolic process. The transcript has 6 exons. NCBI's taxonomy places the organism in Eukaryota, Metazoa, Arthropoda, Insecta, Hymenoptera, Athaliidae. Gene Ontology annotation, molecular function: lipase activity. The record is from RefSeq and is a predicted model, not a curated record.
UCGAUUUAUAAUCAAUUGAGCUGGUAUUUUUUCUAAUGAUAUUUUAAUGAUUCCGUCAACCAUACUAGUUCAGAAAUUACAGGGUCUAAACGUGAUUAGUUGAGUCAUUUCCACUGCGUUUAUGCUGUUCGGUUGUGGUGUCAUAUGACAAAGUCCUGUCUUAUCUACUCGUUUCCUUUGUUGGUAAUAGGAAAUUGCAAACAUAAGAUUACAUUUCAAGAGCAGCAUUCAUGUCAAUAUGACUGUGCUUCGCAUAUGUUUGUUCGGUAUCAUUUCGUGUUUACUCUUUGCUGAUAAGUUUUCUGAUGCUGUAACAUCAUAUAAUCUCACAAUAUCAACAAAUAGAAGUCUGAUACGAUACCAUUGGGAUAAUGACGAAAAUAUUACUAGCAACUGGACCAACGAAUCGAGUACAACAGGAAACAAAAAUGUAACAAGUAUUCUUCGAAGAGAUGAGAUAGAUUGUUUCGGAUUGGGAUCUACUGUUGCAUGGGGAUUGCACUGGUUUUUGGUCGGGAGUUGCAAAGAAUGCAGCUCUUUGGAUGUGAGGUUUUACUUAACAUCGAGGCAACAACCCCAAAGAGUCGAAGUGUUAGUUGGAAAACAAUUUGGUUUGGAAUGGACCGACUUUCAAAUAGAAAGGAGGACCGUUAUCAUAGUUCACGGGUUUUUGUCACACAGUAAUGAAACCUGGAUUAAAAAUAUGGAAAAGGCUUUCACUUUGUGGGGUGACGUGAACGUUAUCGUCGUUGAUUGGAGUGCUGGAGGGAACUCGUGGAAUUACUACAAGGCUGUUGUCCUCACCAAAUCUGUUGGCCAUAAAAUUACGAGGUUCCUAGGUCAGAUAGUUAAUUCCACCUUGGAUAGUGGUAACACAGAUUCGAGCAAUUGGGGCCCUAUCCAUCUGGUAGGUCACAGUUUGGGAGCUCAUAUAUGUGGCUUUGUGUCCCACAACUUUAAGCGUGCACAAGAUAAGUGGAUUAUCAAAAGAAUAACUGGUUUAGAUCCUGCGCAACCAUGUUUCAAUGCAAACGAUUUAACUAUGCAAUUAGACAAAACAGACGCACCAUUUGUCGACGUCAUCCACACGAACGGUCGCCUAUUAUCGCGUUUGGGGCUUGGUUUGCCAGCAGCAAUAGGGCAUGCCGAUUUUUAUCCGAAUGGGGGCAUGAAGCAGCCGGGCUGCUUUAUAUUGGAUACUUCGUUUUUCAGUUACCUACCGAUAUCAAAAUCAAAAAUUGAAGAAACUAUAUGUAGUCACGGUCGUUCCUACAUGUAUCUCACGGAAUCAUUGAUCAAUGCCGCAUCGCACAAUUGCACCUUUUGGGCACACCAUUGGGACAUGACCUAUAGGGGUGCACUACAUGCCCUCCAGUUACCAUGCGCUGCAAACAACUGUUCUCAAAUGGGGAUUACAGCAGAAGAGCAUCCACAGCGUGGUACUUUCUACGUUGCAACUGCUGAGCGGUCCCCAUUUUGUGUUGGCGAUCUCGGGUUCGGAAAAGAAAAUCUCAUUUACCUCACAGAAGACCUUGCAGGUGAGUUGGAUGAUUAGAUAAGAAGAUCUGAGGCUUGAGAGAAUUCCCUGGAUACGAAAUUCGCCAAUAUACGUAAAUAAAUGCUUUUAUUGACUUAUCAUUAAACAUGCUUGUCUUUUAAAUAAUAAUUAUGAUAUCAAUAAUGUAUUAUCACACUAUAGUACUAUAUACAAUUAAAUUUCGUUUUUGUAAUUAUUA